AUGCCUGAUACCACAGAAGCAGAUCCAAGUCCUGUUUUAACACUCCCCAGUGGCCGAAGUCAUCCUCUUUUCCUGUAUGGAACCGCUUGGAAGGCAGACAAAACCACCCCUCUUGUUCAAGCAGCUCUCUCUCAUGGAUUCACUGGAGUUGACACUGCUUGCCAGCCGAAACAUUACCAGGAGCAUCUGGUGGGCCAAGGCCUUUUCAAUCAUCUCCAGGAAAACUCAAUGGUGGACCGUUCUAGGCUUUAUAUACAGACCAAAUUCACCCCUCCAAAUGGGCAGGACCCAAGCAAUACCCCCUACGAUGCGACAGCUCCACUCAGCACACAGGUCAAGCAAUCAGUUGAGACUUCCUUGAAAAAUCUCAACGUGGAUUAUAUAGAUUCGGUUCUACUACACUCACCAUUGCAGACCCUAGAAGACACAAUCAAGGCCUGGAAAAGCCUCGAACAGUUUGUCCCGCACAAAGUUCGUCAUCUUGGGAUCUCAAAUUGCGGUUUUCCCAUUCUCUCAGCACUCUACAGCAGCCCAGCCAUAAAUGUUAGGCCAUCAAUUGUACAGAACCGAUUCCACGAAGCGACGGGAUACGAUACUCAGGUUUUGGCUUUUUGUAAGGAGCAUGGGCUGGUCUAUCAGAGCUUCUGGACCUUGACGGCGAAUCCAGGACUGCUGAGGUCUAAAUUGGUUAAUGGAUUCGCCGAAGAGAGGGGUUGGACAAAAGAGCAGGCGUUGUAUGCACUUGUUUUGUCUCUUGGGAGGGAAUGGGAGAAUGGUGGAGGAGUAUCAAUAAUGAACGGAACCACCAAUGAGGAAACAAUGAAGAGCGAUCUGAAAGUUUUGGAGGGAAUGGGUGGUGUUCCAGAUGGAAUCAUGGGGGAAUUUGUCAAAUUGUUGAGGACACAAUAG
Messenger RNA from Morchella importuna, 909 nucleotides. RefSeq lists its product as uncharacterized. Gene Ontology annotation, molecular function: aldose reductase (NADPH) activity. The transcript has a single exon. The record is from RefSeq and is a predicted model, not a curated record. Gene Ontology annotation, cellular component: cytosol. NCBI's taxonomy places the organism in Eukaryota, Fungi, Ascomycota, Pezizomycetes, Pezizales, Morchellaceae. Bases 1 to 909 code for a protein of 302 amino acids.